AAAUUUAAGUGAAUUUGGAAAAUGUGGAGUCCCAAAAGGGAGAUAGUCCUAGCCAUAGAUUACAUACAAUAUCCCCAGUUGUACCAACACUUAGAACAUAUUUUCUGACAAGCGACAACCGACAAAGAAACUUGAUCGUGGUGAACUUUGAAGCUGAGAAAUAAAUUAAAAUGACAGUACAACAGCUCAACUCAAAUAAUUCUGACGACUCAGAUGAUAUGGUUAGUUUACCGCCCGAAGAAGAAAUUUAUAGACGAAAAUAUCAACUGUUAUUGGAACGAUGUGAAGUCUUGCAACAGGAUAACGAAAGAAUCAUAAACAGGAUACACGAAGUGAAAAAAGUGACUAAAAGGUACCGUAAAGAUAUUAAGUUAGUGAUUGAAAGGUUGGACAGACAUGGCGAUCCUUUUAGGAGCGCUGUAUUGGAAAUGGAUACGAAAUCUGAGACUGUCCAGAGACCUGCUCGUCCUGUAGCGAAAGUACAACCAGUCGCCAAACAAACCGACAAACAAAACGGAGGAAAAAAAACAGGAGCCAAACGAAAAACAAAGGCAGAGAAGCCUGAAAAAGAUCCUAAUGCUCCAAAGAAACCUUGUAAUGCAUUUUUCCAAUUUUGUCAAGAACAGAGGCCUUUAGUAGUUGCUGAAGCUAAUUCAGAAGUAGGUGCAGAACCAUCCAAACAAGAAGUUACUAGACAAUUGGCAUCAAGAUGGAGAGCUUUGACGAAUGAUGAAAAAAGGGUAUAUGUCGCAAUGUUUGAGAGGUCAAAAGAGAAAUAUGCAGAAGAAAUGACAGCAUAUAAUAUCAAAAAGGAACAAUGAUGUACCGGCAAUAGUAUUAAAUUCUAUUGUGAUAUCAGCUUUAAGUCUAGGUUAAAUUUUGUAAAUACAAUGUUUUA
Bombyx mandarina (wild silkworm) is the source of this 898-nucleotide messenger RNA. RefSeq lists its product as uncharacterized. NCBI's taxonomy places the organism in Eukaryota, Metazoa, Arthropoda, Insecta, Lepidoptera, Bombycidae. Gene Ontology annotation, biological process: regulation of transcription by RNA polymerase II. The record is from RefSeq and is a predicted model, not a curated record.